AUGGAUGACGAAUGGCAAACCACCGCUUUGGGCUCCCGCCACAUGCACAACCGUGUCCAGAACAAAUCUUCUCGCAAAUAUCGACCUUUUGAUGUGCACAAGACGUUCGGCAGCUAUUCAUGCAAGUGGGCAGCAGGGAAACGCAGAGACGACAAUCAUGAUGAUGAAAACGAUAUUACAUUGGAGCUGUACCGCUUGAGCCCGCAUGGAGAGGGUGUUCUUGGCGAAAUUCGUUUCCCGCGUGCGCUCGACGCGGCAGUCGUUCUAUCCGGAAGCAGAGCAAGUCUAGAUAAGACGGUGCGAGGAAUUGAAGUCGAUUCGGACGAGGAGGACGAUGAAGAAACGCAGAGCGAAGAGAAAAAUGAAUCUGGCAGCGAUGAACGCGAUGCUGAGGAUCCCGUGGAUGAUCGCGAGUUCGAAGAAGAGCCGGCGCGGUUCAGGAAGUUUGAAAAGAACAGUUUCCGAGAGCCCAAGUUUUGGAUCCGCUGGAAUGGCAUGACUGAGGGAGCUGAGGUCGUGACGAGCGACUUGGGCUACGUGGUUUUCUCGGGAAACGAGUGUCGAAACUUCAAAGGAACCAUUACAUGCGAAGCGCUAGGUUGGAAAGAUGCUGCCAUCAGUGGGCGCAAGGUCUCGGGCAGAGCGCCUUCCGAUGUACCAAUUAAUUGGAAUGGAAAGACUUUGUGAGUUCCGAUCUUAGUCUAUAUACUGAAUAGGUUUUGGUGCUCAGGAUUCUUUUCUACUCAACCU
Messenger RNA from Paraphaeosphaeria sporulosa, 750 nucleotides. RefSeq names its product catalase. Bases 1 to 687 code for a protein of 228 amino acids. Lineage: Eukaryota; Fungi; Ascomycota; Dothideomycetes; Pleosporales; Didymosphaeriaceae. The transcript has a single exon. The record is from RefSeq and is a predicted model, not a curated record.